Messenger RNA from Sphaeramia orbicularis (orbiculate cardinalfish), 5331 nucleotides. It is a transcript of the gene dennd1a, whose product is annotated as DENN/MADD domain containing 1A. Gene Ontology annotation, biological process: endocytic recycling; endocytosis. Lineage: Eukaryota; Metazoa; Chordata; Actinopteri; Kurtiformes; Apogonidae. Gene Ontology annotation, cellular component: cytosol; clathrin-coated vesicle. The coding region runs from base 126 to 3191 and encodes 1021 amino acids. The transcript has 23 exons. The record is from RefSeq and is a predicted model, not a curated record. Gene Ontology annotation, molecular function: guanyl-nucleotide exchange factor activity; phosphatidylinositol phosphate binding.
UCUACGCGUGCAGACCAUGGCGAUGUACAGCUCUAUGUGACAGGUUAGCUUCAGAAAAACACCUCCGGACAGACGCGUCUGCGCACUGCACUCUGCUGCCAGCAACGGCUGGGCGACAAAUAAGGAUGGGGUCCCGAAUCAAGGAGAGCCCUGAGUCCACAUUUGAGAUUUAUCUUGAAGUAGCCCAUCCAGGAACGCAAGGCUCUGGGCCGGAGGUGCGAAGGCGAUACCCAGAAGACUACACCGACCAGGAAACUCUUCAGACUGUGCCCAAGUUCUGCUUUCCAUUCAACAUGGACAGUCUGACAGUCAACCAGGUCGGCCAGAACUUCACAUUUGUGUUGACUGACAUUGAAAGCAAACAGAGGUUCGGUUUUUGCCGUCUGUCCUCGGGUGCUCACACCUGCUACUGUAUCCUCAGUUACCUGCCCUGGUUUGAGGUCUUCUACAAGCUGCUUAACAUCCUCGCAGAUUACACUAUCAAAAGCCAGGAAAGCCAAUUACAAGAGCUCCUGGUGUCACUAUAUACACUCCCCAUCCCCGAGCCUGGUGUUCCCGUUCAUCUGGGAAUGCAUUCCUUCUUCACUGUGCCUGACAUAAGGGAACUCCCCAGUAUACCUGAGAAUAGAAACCUAACAGAGUACUUUGUAGCAGUAGAUGUGAAUAACAUGCUCCAUCUGUAUGCUAGUAUGCUUUACGAACGCCGAAUCCUCAUCUGCUGUAGCAAACUAAGCACUUUAACAGCGUGUGUCCAUGGGUCUGCAGCCAUGUUAUAUCCAAUGCACUGGCAACAUGUUUACAUUCCCGUCCUGCCUCAACAUCUGUUAGACUACUGCUGUGCCCCAAUGCCCUACCUCAUCGGAGUACAUUCCAGCUUGAUGGAGAAAGUUCGAGGGAUGGCUCUAGAUGAUGUAGUGGUCUUGAAUGUGGACACUAACACUCUGGAAACCCCAUAUGAUGACCUCCAAAGCCUCCCCAAUGAUGUGGUUUCAUCUUUAAAGAGUCGUUUAAGGAAGGUUUCAACAACAACAGGAGAUGGUGUGGCCAGAGCCUUCCUCAAGAGUCAGGCUAUUCUGUUUGGCAGUUACAGAAACGCUCUGCAGAUCGAGUCGGGGGAGCCAAUAACCUUCAAUGAAGAAGUCUUUGUGAACCAUCGAUCGAGUGCGAUGAGACAGUUCCUCCAGAACGCCAUCCAGCUGCAGUUCUUCAAACAGUUCAUCGAUGGCCGCUUAGAUCUGUUAAACUCAGGAGAAGGUUUCAGUGACAUCUUUGAGGAGGAGAUCAACAUGGGGGAAUAUGCAGGAAGUGACAAGACCUACCAUCAGUGGCUUUUCACUGUAAAGAAAGGAGGCGGGGCAAUCUUCAACACAGUAAAGACCAAAGCCAACCCAGCUAUGAAGACUGUAUACAAAUUUGCGAAGGAUCAUGCUAAGAUGGGCAUCAAGGAGGUCAAGAGCAGACUAAAGCAGAAGCCCCGCCGUGCCGCAUCCCUCCCCGUCCCUCUGCUGUGCCAUCACUCCUUUCGCCCGUAUCAAGCUCCACCUCCCUGUGCCCCCCCUCUGCAGGAACAGGCGGAGAACGGCUUCUCCACCGGCUCCACAGUCAUCGACAGCGACAACACCUCUGGGUUUCCCGCCUCCACCAGUGCGGUCAGGAGGGAGGGGCCUCUGAGAACCUGGGAUGACCAUCGGCCAAUCACUGUGCACUUUGGACAGGCUCGACCACCAACGUUACUGAAGAGGCCAAGCAGCAACGUGAGCCUGGAAAGCAGCGUUGACCACUCUCUGCGUCCUACUCGUCACUACACAGUCUUUCUUUCUGAGGAUUCGUCUGGAGAUGAGCUCCAGUACGACGAGGACUCUGUCUCUGGGUUUCCUGACAGCUUUCUCUUCUCCGUCCCCUUUGAGUGGUCGCCUUUACCACAGCCGUACCGCUCCCUCAAGGAGGUGGAGUUAAUAGAAGGGGAUGAUCCUGGUUUUGGAGCAGAACGUCACACUGCCCCGCCCAGCCCAGUUAAUGAGAAGUUCUCCAACGUCAACCUUCUGGGUGAUAUAUUUGGGUGCCAGGAUGAACCCGACAGCCAACCCAUUACACUGGCUAAAAGUCUAGAGGAUCUGAGGACUCCCAAAGAAUCUGAUGACCUUCAACCAAAGUUCACUUAUCAGCGGAUGGAUCUGAGUGAACAUUCACGGACGCUUCCUGGUCUCAAACUCUCCAACCCUUACAACAAACUGUGGAGUAUCGGGCAGGAUGACACAGCCUUGCCCAUUUGUGUGCCUCCUCCCAGGGACAGGCCUCCAUCUGUCCAACUCCCCACACAGCAAGAAGCCCCGUCCCCAAGUCAUGAAAUCCUCAGCAUAGCCCAGGACCCCCUGGAUCCCUCCAACCCUUCCAACAUCACCAUUCCACGUCCUCAUGGAAGAAAGACACCUGAGCUGGGCAUGGUACUAGCACCCCCAGUGGCUCAGCCUCGCUCAAAAGCUGAAGGAAGGACUACACCCGGGGGACAAGAAUUUAGGCAAGCCCUGAGCAUGACCUCAGAUGUAGACCUGCUGAAGCCCACCAAGACUGCAGAGGACAGUAUAGAUCUGAUCAGCCUUCUGGACCCUCUUAAUAGCACAGUGCAGGCCAGUUCCAGGGACAGGGGAGAUAGUGUUCCAAAGCUGCCACCGAGGCCGUACCCCCAGGGUUUACCCCCUUUCCCACUGCAGCCUCAUGUAUCCCUGAAUCCCUUUGCCCAGUCCCUGCAGCAUACCUCCCCUCAAAUGCACUACUCAGCCCCCAUCGGUGGAAAUCCCUUCAGUGCGGUCUACGCGCCUCCACCAGGCUCUUACUCACACACUCCACCCCAGCCCCAGCCUUUUUCUACACUACCAAGUCUCUACAGACAGCCUUCACCAGGCAGUUCAGCUCUGCCCCCCAGCUUUGGACUGCUCCAGUCAGCCUUUCCCCCCUCGGUCACCUCCCUGCCUCAGUCCUCCACCAGCAAUCACGCUUUGUCCAGUCUGGUGGACUCGAUGUCUGAACCCAGCGCGGUCCCGAACACACUGGCAAAGCCACUUUUAGGAGCUGAGGGAGACAGUCAGAAGACUCAGGAUCCUUUUGGGGACCUGCUGACUAUGGCCAAACCAGCCACACCCCAAAAAAAGAAGGUGGAGGACCUUCGGAGGAGGUGGGAGACAUUUGACUGAAACCUGUGAAUAUGCACUGAAGUGUCCCAUCUCAACCAAAUAGUUCCUCGCUGCUUUAUCAGGACGUUGUGUCUCAAAUAAUGGUGCAGUAAUUCCUAGAAAAAACAUUAAUUUUCAUAGGCCUUUUUAAAAAUCAUGCCCAGAAAUAAGAUAUUAAAGUAACAUUGUGCAUCAGCUCCAUAUUUUUACACAAAACAGCACAGCUAUAGAAUAUCUGUUCAAUUGCUCAUAUUCGCAUUAGCAGAGAAGGUCUAAUUACUCCACCUUUUGACAAAAAUAUCUUGAGUGAAUUAAUAGAGUAAUAUGGCCAAAUAAUAGACAAUAAACCAAAGAAAAAAGACAUGUUUGACAGUUGGUCCAGUCUUCCUGUUCUGUUUUCUUGCUGAACCACAAAAGGAAACUGUUAAUCAUAAGACUAAAUUGGCUUCAGUCUGUUCAACUUUCUUUAAGGAACUUGAUCAUUUUGCACAAUACAUCUAAUAAUGCAACCACUGUGAAUAUUUAGGAUCACCCAUUUAAAUGAACAUUUUGUUGUUAAGAAUUCAAUUUAAUCAUGACUUAAAGUAAAAACAAAUGCCUUAAAGUUGUCCUUGUCGGUUCAACCCUCCUUAAAACACAGAAAUAACUGGGAUAAAGGUAGUGGAUUUACAUAACUCAUAAACACCACCUAUUUGACCAUAUUUGGACAAGUGGGCAGAAGUAGAGAAGCACAGGAAACUUACUAAGCUAGCACUACCGCUAUGUUACUGAAAACUAAACUAUACUGCUAGCUAGGAUAAGUUAUGUUAAACGCCACCAAGCAAUUUUAGAUGAUUAAUAAUACUUGAUAAUGUUGAUGCAUACAUUUGUAUUAGUUAAAAGUAAUGUCAUGUUUGCGUGAUGUGUAGAUUUACUAAUUAUCGCUAUGAUUUAGCUGGCUAGCUCCCAGACCAUAUAAUCCAAUAUGAAUCAAUGCUCAAAUUAGCUAAAGUAGCUAUGUUAUGCUAACAGGUAAUACAGAACUUCCUGUUGGUUUUGUUAUAUUUUAAUUGGUGCCAAGAAGCUUCUCAAGGAGUGUUUGUUAAAUUAAUAUUAUUUAUUUCAAGUAUCAUAAUUCAUAGUUUUCACCACUUGUAAUCACAGGCUCAAUCAUCAAAGAUUUAACUCUUGUCCAAAAUUAACUAUGUAUUAAAAUGUUGUGUUUAUAAUAUGAAUCAAUCAAGGGAAACAUUUUGUCUUCUGUUACUGAACUAUUUGUUACUUUUGUUCCAUAUAUUUUCUAUAAAUGUAACAAAAAAAAAAAAAAAGCAGUACAGGUGUUGUGUCAUUAUAUGUGACAGAAGGUCCUGAUCCAACAGGGAGGAUCAGGUUGUGACUCGCACAUGCACACACCACCGCUUUCUGAUUUAAUGGAUCAAAUGGAGUGUCUGGACUAAUUCAGCAAUGUCUGAACUUGUAUGUUCUCCUGUCUUGGUUGGAAUAUUUUGUGUUUUUGUUUUUUUUUUCCCCCCACCAUUUUUCCCAGGAAAUCAGUCAAAACUGGCCUUGCUUCAGGACGUUCAGAUGCCAACAGUUCUCCGCCCAUUUGCCACUCACUAACAAACUGCUACAACACUUUUUGCACAUGUUCUUGUAUUAUCUGUCUUUACCGCCACCACAGUAGCGUAGUGCUCAGUAUAGAUUUGUGACCUUAAAAAUAGCACGCAGUAUUCCCCGCCAGAGGAUAUACACUACAUCACACUGGCAGCAGCAGCAUUAUGUCUUAAUGAUGUCAACUUUUACGAUUAGCUUGUAUUAUUACUGGUAGCUAGUCUGCUAUAGUUGAUGAACAACCUAAUGGCAUUAUGGUACUGUAGCUACAAAGUGUGGUGCAUCUCAAUCAUGCAGUUAACUCACCUGUUGAUGUUUUUGGUAGCUUCAUGCAAAGUGCUGUUGUUUUGUUUGGCCUUUAUGAUGAAUCCCAUUCUCAGUGUCUCACUGAUUUGUGAAUAUGUGUUGCUUCCUCUGUUAUUAAUAUUAUUAAUUUGUUUUUAUAUAUAUAUAUAUGUAAACGUAUGUAUAUGACAAAACAUUUAAAGAAAAUCUCACACUGGACUGUAACGUCCCUGAAAUGAUUUUAAACAUUUCUGUCUGAUUAAAUAUAUACAUGGGGACUUGGAAA